GGCAAUGCAGCCAACAGUGGUUCGGUCCUUUCUACUGCUUUAAAGAAAGAAAAAGAAAUCCAAACGGAGGUUUUAACACCUCUUCAGGACAUAAAAAAAGAAAAGAAAAAGAGUCGUAUAUGGGUUUUAUUGUGUUUUUUUAAUGAAUAGGAGGGUACUUUAAAUCAGCGCGCACCAGGCGACAUGUCUGGAUGUUGUGACAAGCUACAGACAAAAUGAUUAGAGGACUGUGUUUGCAAUCUCUGCGAGGUUUCUCGUCACUGAAAGGCUUUUUUCCUCCACCUGUCAGUCUCUACAACCUUCAAAAUCGUCUGCUCUUGAAAGGAAGUUAAAAAAAAAAAAAAAACCCAACAAAACAAAAAGAGAAAAGUGACAGCGUCGCAUUUGCACCUUUUUCAUUUCGGGCUAGAUUCUAAAAUAAGUUGUUCGACUUUUUUUCUGGUUACGUGCGUUUAUGGAAAAGGACAUAUUUCUAUUGGAUGUUACUUUCAAAAACUAAAAAGGCAAGCAAGGCAAGUGCUUUCCCCCCCUCCAUCCGGUCAAAUAGCCUUCUUCCAGCACUCACUGGUUUUCCAUGUAGGCUAAUGCUCUUUUCCCAGAGGCGAAGGGAGUCCCACAACCACUAAUGCAGUCAGCUUUUUGAUGCGCCAGAAUACACUCAUCCUCUCUUACAACGACGAUUCUUUACUCCAUUCAAGUUGCUCAUUUCAGUUUUGCUUAUUCGAGACUACGAAGUGACAUCUCCCUCUCCAUUUUCGACAACUGUUAAAGACUGGUAGGUGAUAAUGGCAAUGCAGCCAUGAAAAAUGCUCAUUCGGAUCGCUGUGAGAUGAAGUUGGAGGUCCUGCGUCAAAAUAACAGGGGGCACAGCUCGGGUAACUUUUGACACCGACCCAUCGCUUUUUUCUUUCUUUCCUUCUUUUUUGAGACUUGUGGUUGAAGGAGGUGUGUAGCCUGCUUGGAGCUGUUCAUGACGGAAACGAUGGCGCUGAGUCUAAACUGCAGGACUAAUCCCAAAGAGCAGGCAUCAGUUCAGAACAGUUUCCCAGAUGUUGUUGAAUUAAACGUCGGGGGACAGGUUUAUUACACGCGUCACUCAACUUUGGUGAGCACCCCGAAUUCGCUGCUCGGUAAGCUAUUUUCUUCUAAAAAAGACGCAUCUAACGACUUAGCAAGAGACCCCAAGGGUCGAUAUUUCAUUGACAGAGAUGGCUUUUUAUUCCGGUACGUGUUGGACUACCUCCGGGAUAAGCAAGUUGUCCUCCCGGACCACUUCCCGGAAAAAGGGAGGCUCAGAAAAGAGGCUGAAUACUUCCAGCUGCCCGACCUGGUGAAGCUGCUCACCCCUGAGGAUAUCAAGCAAAGCCCGGACGACUACUUCCACAGCGACUAUGAAGAUGGGUCCCAGGGUAGCGACCACCGGCAGUGCCCGCCACCCUCUCUCGUUCCCGCGGACAGAAAGAGCGGGUUCAUUACUGUGGGGUAUCGAGGGUCGUGUACCAUGGGCCGUGAGAGUCAGAGUGACGCCAAGUUCAGGAGGGUACCUCGGAUACUAAUAUGCGGGAGGGUAGCCCUUGCCAAAGAAGUGUUUGGGGAGACGCUGAACGAGAGCAGGGACCCGGACAGGACCCCGGAUCGGUACACCUCCCGGUUUUACCUCAAGUUCAAGCACCUGGAGAGAGCUUUUGACAUGCUGUCGGAGUGUGGUUUCCAAAUGGUGGCCUGCAACUCGUCAGUCACAGCUUCGUUCGUCAACCAGCACACAGAGGACAAGAUCUGGUCCAGCUACACAGAAUACGUUUUCUACCGUGGUCCAUCACGUUGGUCGUCCCCUCCAUGUGACUGCUGCUGCAAGAACCACAAAGGUGACGGCGAGGGUGAGAGCGGCACCUCCUUUAAUGAGCUCUCCACCUCUAGCUCUGAGAGCCAGUCAGAGGCCAGCUCUCCCCAGGGAACAGUCAUCUGUGGCCCAGUAAGUCGCCAGUCGCAUCCCCGUGCCAAUGUCCAAACCCUGGACAGGCCGCUGAAAAAGGGCCCUGUCACCAUGGUCCAGCAGUCUGAACAACGACGCAAGAGUGACUUGCUGCGCACUCUCACAACCAGCUCCCGUGACACCAGCAGCUGCAAGAAGAGGCCCACAAAAGAGAAGCUCACAGUUGAGGAGGAGUUGGAAAAGUGCAUUCAAGACUUCCGCAAGAUUAAGAUCCCAGAGAGGUUCCCCGAGAGGAAGUACAUGUGGCAGGCUGACCUGCUGAGAAAAUAUCGUCUCUGAGGCAGGAAACACAGCUGAAGGAGCAAACACAUGAGGCCAAGAAUCAGUUCAAGUGUUUUUUGAUCAUAAAUUUUGCAACAAAGGGGAGAGAACACUAAACUUAUUUAAAUCAAGUUUCUGGAAGAAACCUUACUUUUAUGCCAGUGCGCUGAGAGUCUAAACAGAAGCUCGAAGGAAUGAUAAAGAAACAAGAGACUGUUCUAUUAUUGACGUAUGUAUGGUAGUAGGCUUUGUAUGUGUGUUUAUGUAGAUUAGGCCUACUGUAUGUACUGUAGGUGUGCUGUAACUAACUGAAUGCCUUCAGAACUUUGAAUAAUUUAUCCCAGAGGACCAAUACAAGUGGAUAAAGACAAUGUCCAUGAAAUGAUCAACCACCAGAAGGCUUGCUGAUGGCUACACUUGGGGCUAUUGAUGGCUGCUGGACUGCACAUGCUGUAAUCGGUCAUCAUUCACUGAAAAACCAUCGCAAGAGCCACGGUUUUAGUCAAAGCAUAUAAGCACUGGUCUAGUAUGUGAUUGUAUGUGUUUAUGUCUGUGAAGGUUCUCAGUCAUCCAGGUCAUGGUAAUCUAAGGAGGUUGAAAGAAAAGCGAGAAGUGUCAAACUGAAGAAGCUUCUUGGAUGAAAGGUGAAAGGUUUUCUUUCCAAGCUCCUUAGAUGUGUGUGUUUAUGUGAGUGUGCGUGUUUUGUGUCUGUUUGCACCCGGGUGGCCUAGAGGUCACACAUAAGUCCACAUUGGGACCCAAAAACACUUCAUACUGUUCCAACAGUGCUCUCACUAUAAAUGCACGCAAAAAUGUCUAAUGACAGGAUGGCAUGAAAAUCUGGGUUAAUUACUUUUAAACAACUUCUGGAGACGUCCGAGCUGGUGUAGGCACAGUUUUAUCAGCAAGUAACUUUUGCAUAGAUCUUCACAAUGUUGGUUAGAUGUAGAGCAAUACCCACAUUACUGUGUGAAGGGGAAGCAGAAGAGUGAAGGUACCAGAGGUUCAGUGAAGGUCAAUAAAAAUAUAGCACACACAUACACAUUUUUUCCCAUGUACUGAAAAUCAUAUUCACUGCAGCAUAAUUACAUUCCAAAAUGAACAAAGCAGUCAAACUUUUAUUCACAUACUGACACAGAGCAAUCAAGCACGGUGUCAUUUAAACUACGCUUAAUAUGGCACAAUAAAUAUGGAAAGGAUGAAAGGGGCCUGCUGUAUUUGCUUACCCAGUGAACACAGACAGAUGCCUUCUACACUGACUGUUGACAAGCUAAUCAAUAGUUAUUGAUGAUAGAGUCUGUUGAUAGAGCUGAUAGAUGUGACUCUUGUUUACAAUUACUAAUGAAGCUCCUGGGUUACUGACAAAGACAAGCUGCUCUUCUAUUCAGUCAAAAUUAGUCAUUAUUCAUGUAUUCAUUUACCUACUACUUGGCUCUGUCAGGGUCUGCGGGAUGUAUUGCAGUGUAGACAGUCAACUGCUAUAUUAAAGCAACACAAUUUAAAAACAUGAGUUAAUAUCCCCUGGAAGAUGAUUGUUAUUCCUUCAAAGUCCUUGCUGAAUAAAAAGUUACUGCCAGAGUCAUAUACCAAUUAUGUCAGGGUGCAAAAUUUAUGAUGGACAGCAAUGGCAAAAGCACAGAAACGUUCACUGAUGGUGCAAUUAUAAGGCAUUUGUCUUUAGAUUUCAUAUUGUUAUUGGUCAUUUAAAGCUGCCGUUUACUUUUUCAUUGCCAGGUUAGUUCAUUAUUAUUACAAUACUAACUGCAAAUGUAAAAGAAGAGUUGAUAACUAUAUAUCACUGUUUUUGUAGAUAUGUAUUAAAAGUGGUGGGAUUCACAUCGAUGAGAAGGCUUCUGAUUAUGAGACAGAAUUAUUCUAUUUUUGUCAUGAAGGUAUUUUCCUUCAUGAGGAAGUAGCUGAUAAAUUGGUACAUGUGUUGGUCAAGGCAUUCAAUAAAAUCACAGUUUUUCUGAAUAGUUGGGUAGCUGUGAUAAAAGAUGUUAGCAUUAGGAAGCUAUACAUCUAAAUGAGUUUCUUUAUAUUGUUGAAAUUUCAGAUUGACCUUUUGAUUAAAAAAAUAAAAUUAUAUAUAUAUAUAUAUUAAAACAGAGGUGAAAAUGAAAAUAAUUAUAUUACACAGACUUGGCUGGACUUGUAUUUAUCUUUGAGGGUUAUAAAAGUGCAGAGGAGUGCGAUCUAUAAACAAUCACAGCUUUUUGCAAAGCUAGAAAAAAAAGCACACACAACUAAGAGUAAAAUAUGCAUAAUGUAUACUUGUCAAAUUUCAGUUAAUUUAAAACAAUCCCUGAUAUGUUAAUAAGAAGGAUGAUUUAAAAUGUUUUAUUACACUUAUUUUUUUAUCAAAUGCCCUUUAAUUUAAUACACCGUCGAGCACUUAUUCUGCCCAUAUAAUGUAUUUCCUGUGAGAGAAGUUAAGUGGGAGUAAGAGUGCCAGGGAUAGUCAUAACCAUAUGUCUGCUAAAGCUCAUUAUAGUAUAGAGUAAGUGGUUGCAAUAGGUGCUAGAUAUAAACCAAUCAUUCUCCUCAUGUCAAUACAAGUAAUAUAAUUUAUUUUUCUACAUUACUGGAAUAUUACAUUUUCAUUUUGAAGUCAUUGAUCUUUUGCGUUGAAGUUGAAAUAUGUUAAUCCAGGCUACAUAUCAUAUGUAAAUAAACACCAUAAAUCAUACCUAACCAGAAAAAUGUAUUAUGCUCUCUGUAUAUAACAUGCAAAUCCAUGAGGCAUUGCUGCUACUCUGUUCUUAAUGUGCAGUAGACUGACACUAAUGUAAUACAGCCAUUAUUGUUUUUAUUGUUUUGUCAUUUAGCGUUGGGCUAUCAGGGAUUAGGGAAAUAUAAGAUAUAUCUAUAACAGAUCUCAUAUUUAUAUUGUUUUUUUUUUCCAAACAACAGUGUCAUAAAUGGACUUCUCUAGCACACUCAUCUGUGUCACAAUCACUGACGAUUAUGAUGCUGAUUUUCAACCAGAAUACAAUGGAGUGUUAGAAUAGUCAUAUGUUUUUGCUGUUUUGGUUCUGAACUUGAUUUGAAAUGAAACAGUGACUAUAAAAGUACUUUGAGGGUGUUUACAUCCAUUUUUCCAUUUCAGAAGAACAGUGUAUAAAUCCCCUUUAGCAGAUGCAGGAAAAUGCAGCAGGACAGUAGUUCUAAACCCACACAACAACAACAAAAAACUUUUCAUCAAAGAAUUUUAUGUUCUUGACUUAUCAUUUGUCCCAAGCAAAACUGAGGAUUUCCCCCCCAAGAAUAUACAGUCUGAAGAUCACAAGAAACUGCUUCAGUAGGUCUUGGGUCAUGGUAGUCUCAGGUCCCACUCACACGGCCUAGAAACGUGUGAAUGUGUGACUGGGACCUGGGGCAGUGACCAUCUGGUAACUACUGGGCCUAUAUGUGGUAAAAAUUCGGACUAGCAAAUGGUUGUUGGAGGGUGAUGGCAGUCGCUGUGAAAUUAGUUGCUAAAGCCCAAGUCAUGCAGACCUACAGCCUGUUUAAUAACACCCUAGCAAGCAGGUUUUUAGGGAAAAAUGUGUAAUACCAGACUGGUGGGUAGUCCAGAUGAUAGAGGUUGGUAGGUGAAACUGGUUGGAAAGAGGUAUAUGAUAUGCCACUGAAAACGUCCUUGCAAUUGCUUUGGUUGCUAGCAGAUGAACGCAUGGAGGAUGCUGACUUGUUUACAAAUGCCUGCCAAAUAAUCUCUGAGUGCUGAAAGAAACUGUGAAAAGUGCAACACAAAGUAAAAAUGGAGAUGGUUGCCUUCAAAUUAAAAGUUGUGCCUUUUGAAACAUGUUAGCUGCAGCAGUGAGGCAUAACUUAAAGGUUAUUUGUACAUUCUCUGUUUCCCAUUUGCACUCGGCUAGUAGUUCGUGAGUGUUUGCAGAAAAGUAGGCAUCACUACUUCAGCAAUAUAUGAGAUACCAAAGCAACCACAAGGAGAUUUUAGGUGCAACAUCAUCGUUGCGACAGAUUUACCUGGCAACCUUUAAGAACCACUUACUAAUAAUUGUAAUUUGAGGACUUGAGUUGAUAGUGUGGCUUCUUUUCGGGUAAAUUUUAGGAUAAAACCUAUCAAGCCGCUAUGUCUACUGCAUUAAAAGCCUGACAAAAAGGGUGACACUGAUUAAAAAUUAUACAUUCAAACAUACGAUCCCACUACUCCUUAGCGCAACCUUGGAAUUCUCAAACCAUCCCCUAUUUAAAUUUGGCUGAGCUACGCUUAUAGAUCAUUGUUUGGGCAUCACUGCGGAACUUGUUAAAACUCAAUGUCGUCUAACCCCGGUGGACAAAGUACAAAACCCAAUCAAUGUUAAAAAAUGGUGAGCAUAGUUCUGAGCAUACCUAAGACAUCAACACUAUGUGUUUGAUUAAUGACAUUGAUUUGAUGUUGGCACAUUGUGAACUCACAGCAGGAUACAUUACAAGUGGUCAGAUAGGAGAGUCAAAGGAGUGAUCUAAAACCAGUACUGGAACUAAGGAGAUGACCUUAAAGGUGGAAAAAUGUCAAAUUUAAAUCAGGUAUUGUAGCAUUUGAGUUGUAUGGGGUGAGCUGGGAAGGUUUAUGAUCGUACCAUAAAUUUCUGAUACUGUUCUUUUCAUGAGGACGUAAACACCCAGAAGAUAAAGCUGAAGAUCACGACUUCUUGUCAUAGUCUGGCUAAUCAAUGCAAGGCGAUCCAAGAUUAGCUGAGUACAAAGCCAGUUCACGGCGUACAUAGAUGAGAGAAUUUAUGUAUAAAUCUUUGUAUAUGUUUGCUUGGUGUGAACCAAACGUACAUCCAUACAUAUAGACAGAAAAACAGUUUUGUCUCUGGCUGAUUUAAAUUUUUUAGAGUAGGUAGCAUACUUAAGACUGAUUCACAUUUAACCCAUAAAUUGUGUGUUUUUAAUUGCUGGUACAAUUAUCAUCGAACUAAAACACAAGAGCAAACAUAGUUUAUGUGUAAUGUGAGGGUCUAGCUUUUAGUUUUUAGCAUAUUGUUUGUAAUUUUUUAAUAUGUUUAAUAUAUUUUAACAUGUGCAAUAGUUUGGGUUUUGCUGUCCAUAUUCAGCUACGCUGAAGUGCAAAAAUAAGUUGACUUUAUGGAUUCUGUUUGCUUGACUCUACCCAUCAGUACAUCGUUUUUUUCUUACUUAGAGAUGAUUCAACAACAAGGUCAACUGUCAUGAAAACCUAAGAGCAUUUCCAAGCACAGAUUUUCAUAAGCUGUGAUUCGAAACGUUGCUGAACGGACAAAGAGGGAGACAUAUACCAAGACACCUGGUGGCCUUCUAGAGUAGACUAAAGACGUUGUUGCACAAUUUACAAAAAAAUAUAAUGUAAUACAGAAACAUACGCAAGAAAGUAUUUUAAAUGAAAGAAAGUUAAUUAACUUACACGUAGAUCACAGUCACAAAUAAGGUGUCUGUCAUUAUUCAAGCAUUUGUUGUUUUUGUAGAUUUGUCUGGUCAGUUUUCAUCUUCGAAGCACAAGAGGUGAUUUUCAGUUCAGUAGAAAUGUAAAUUUUUUGAUAAAGAAUGACUGCAAUCUUGUUUUCAGACAGACGUAUGUAAAGGAUGGGAGAAUGAAUUGUUUAUAUGUUUGUUGACUGAGAUUAUUUUGGAUUGCACCUAUUACGGUUUGUGAUUUUCUUGCCUGUGUGAAGUGAAGCCUGUGUACAUGACUGCAGUUCUUUUUAUUUUCCUCCUGCCUUUAUAAGCCUGCUAAUCGCAAAGAAUAUCAUAAUAUUCUAAUACAACAUGGCAGACCCGGCAGAUACUGUACGAAACAAAAAGGGGCGUCGGUUUUGAUGUAUGUUGAUCUGACACACACACACAUACACACACACAUACAGAAAAACAACAAAUGAAAAUAAAAAAAAAAGAAAAAAUGGUUCAGAAGCAUUGUGAGCAUGUUGGUAUACAAAACUUAUAACAGAUUUGACUUAGUCUGUUCUUGUGAAAAAGAUUAUGUUAAAAACUGAUAUUUGACAGAAAAAAAAAAAGAAAAAAAUGAAAAAAGAUAAGCACAACUGUGUUGAUAGUGUCUGUUGUUCCUCCACCGGUGUAUAACAUUAUCAAAUAAAAACUAAACUGCAGUUUGACUGAGCUCUGGCAAAACAAAGCAACUCUCAUCAGGAGCACAUAGCUCAUGGAAUAAAACUUCACCACAAAUUCUCCUGAAAGGUUAAAUCCUGCUUUAGUAACCGUGGCAUUACGAAAGUCUUUAUUAUAUAAAUUAUAGAUUUACUUUUCAGAGUUCAUCAAAUUGAAUUGUCAAACAAUCACUGCUGGUGAGAGUUGCUCUGUAUUCAAGGCGUCACUUAUGUCUGCCUUUAGAGACAGUACAGUUCAUCUGAGAGUCUUUAGAUACGAAGCAUAUAGUAAUUUUAAAAAUGUAUGAGUACAACCAAUAAACCAGACAUUCUGUACA
Messenger RNA from Neolamprologus brichardi, 8681 nucleotides. RefSeq names its product potassium channel tetramerization domain containing 16b (gene kctd16b). Gene Ontology annotation, cellular component: signaling receptor complex; postsynaptic membrane; presynaptic membrane. The record is from RefSeq and is a predicted model, not a curated record. NCBI's taxonomy places the organism in Eukaryota, Metazoa, Chordata, Actinopteri, Cichliformes, Cichlidae. Gene Ontology annotation, biological process: regulation of G protein-coupled receptor signaling pathway; protein homooligomerization. Gene Ontology annotation, molecular function: protein binding.